AUGCAGAAGCGAAAGGACAGUGAAUCGAAUUGCUUACAUAUCCACGGAAUAAAACAUCUAAAUACGCAAAUCUUUCUCUCUCUUUAUCUAUCUAUCUAUCUAUCUAUCUAUCUAUCUAUCUAUCUAUCUAUCUAUCUAUCUAUCUAUCUAUCCAUCUGUGUGUUUAUAUCUAUCUAUUUAUCUAUGAAGAUCUAUUCAUAUCUAUCUAUGGAGGUUUAUUCAUGUAUAUCUGUCGAAUAUUGUCUAUUCAUAUCUAUCUAUCUAUCUAUCUAUCUAUCUAUCUAUCUAUCUAUCUAUCUAUCUAUCUAUCUAUCUAUGAGGGUUUAUUCAUUAUCUAUCUAUCAUUCUAAUAAUGUCUAUUCAUAUCUAUCUAUGAAGGUUUAUUCAUGUAUAUCUAUCGAAUAUUGUCUCUAUCUAUCUAUCUAUCUAUCUAUCUAUCUAUCUAUAUAUAUAUAUAUAUAUAAAGGUAUAUUCAUAUCUAUCUAUCUAUCUAUCUAUCUAUCUAUCUAUCUAUCUAUGAGGGUUUAUUCAUUAUCUAUCUAUCUAUCUAUCUAUCAUUCUAAUAAUGUCGAUUCAUAUCUAUCUAUGAAGGUUUAUUCAUGUAUAUCUAUCGAAUAUUGUCUAUACAUAUCUAUCUAUCUAUAUAUAAAGGUGUAUUCAUGUCUCUAUAAAGGUGUAUUCAUAUCUAUAUAUCUAUAUAUCUUUGAAGGUAUAUUCAUAUCUAUCUAUCUAUCUAUCUAUCUAUCUAUCUAUCUAUCUAUCUAA
Molecule: messenger RNA, 765 nt
Organism: Acanthosepion pharaonis
Lineage: Eukaryota; Metazoa; Mollusca; Cephalopoda; Sepiida; Sepiidae
Source: the annotation of a GenBank genome assembly